CUGAUGCAGCUGGGGGAACUUUGCCUGGAUCGCACUUUCCUGUUCGCUACUCCGCCCCCGCUGGAGGGGCUGAGCUCUGGGAUUCAAGAUGGAGUCGCUGAGUCGAGCUGGGCAGGAGAUGAGCCUGGCGGCCCUGAAGCAACACGACCCCUACAUCACCAGCAUAGCAGACCUCACGGGCCAGGUCGCUCUGUACACCUUCUGCCCUAAAGCCAACCAGUGGGAGAAGACUGAUAUAGAAGGGACCUUAUUUGUAUAUCGAAGGUCAGCUUCACCUUACCAUGGUUUUACCAUUGUAAAUCGACUGAAUAUGCACAAUCUAGUUGAACCAGUGAAUAAAGAUUUGGAGUUUCAGCUUCAUGAGCCAUUUCUUCUGUAUAGAAAUGCAAGCUUGUCAAUAUACAGUAUCUGGUUUUAUGAUAAGAAUGACUGUCACCGCAUAGCAAAACUCAUGGCUGAUGUGGUAGAAGAAGAGACAAGGCGAUCCCAGCAAGCUGCUCGAGAUAAACAGAGUCCCAGCCAGGCCAAUGGCUGCAAUGACCACAGGCCCAUCGACAUCCUAGAGAUGCUGAGCAGAGCCAAGGAUGAGUAUGAAAGGAAUCAGAUGGGCGACUCAAAUAUCUCCAGCCCUGGGUUACAGCCAAGCACCCAACUCUCCAAUCUGGGAAGCACUGAGACACUAGAAGAGACACUCUCCGGGUCACAAGAUAAGUCUGCUCCAACUGGACACAAACAUCUGACAGUGGAAGAGUUAUUUGGAACUUCUUUGCCAAAGGAACAGCCAGCAGUUGUGGGUCUGGAUCCAGAAGAAGUGGAGAAGCUGCCAGGAGAUACCUCCCAGAAAGAGCCCAGCUCGUUCCUACCGUGUUCUUUUGAACAACCAGGAGGAACUCCUCAGUUGGAAAACCUGGGUGUCCAUGCAACCACCCAUCACGCAGUCCAACCUGAAGUCACCACUCCGGUGCUAAUUACUCCUGCCUCCAUCACACAGUCCAGUGAAAAGCAUGCCCCGAGCUACACGAUCCCCUUAAGCCCUGUUCUCAGUCCUACUCUGCCAGCUGAAGCUCCUACUGCACAGGUUCCCCCCAGCUUACCUCGAAACAGCACCAUGAUGCAGGCAGUGAAGACCACACCUAGACAGAGGUCUCCACUCCUGCAUCAGCCAGUCCCUGAGCUAAGCCACACCAGUCUCAUUGCCAGCCAGAGCCCCUUCAGAGCCCCACUAAGCAUAACGAACACAACUGGCACAGCCCUUCCAAGCGUCGAUCUUCUCCAGAAACUCAGGUUGACUUCACAGCAUGACCAAAUACAGACACAGCCACUUGGGAAAGGUGCAGUAGCACCCAGUUUUCCUGCAGCAUCUGGCCAGCUAGCCACACCUGAGAGCUUCAUAGAGCCUCCCUCUAAGACAGCAGCAGCAAGAGCAGCAGCCUCAGCCUCCUUGAGCAACAUGGUGCUUGCUCCCCUUCAGUCUAUGCAGCAAAACCAGGAACCUGAACUGUUUGCCCAGCCUAAGGUGUUAUCCAGUGCCAUCCCGGUUGCAGGCCCUCCACUGGUUACUGCAACAACCACAGCAGUAUCUUCAGUCCUGUUGUCCCCAAGUGUUUUCCAGCAGACAGUUCCAAGGUCCACAGACCUAGAGAGGAAAGCAAGUUCCCCUUCACCCCUUACUGUUGGAACACCAGAAAAUCAGAGAAAGCCUUCCAUUAUCCUCAGCAAGUCUCAGCUCCAGGAUACAUUGAUACAUCUCAUAAAGAAUGAUUCCAGCUUCCUCAGUACACUUCAUGAAGUUUACUUGCAGGUUCUGACCAAAAACAAAGACAACCACAACCUAUGACUGGAGUGGAAUAAAUCUGAAGUUGAGGGUCAUCCUCAAAAACAAUAGGCUUCAUCAUGGAAACUUCUUUCUGAACAGAACAUUGAAUUUUGAGAAUCCUGAAAAUGAGCCUAUGAGAAAGAGACUCAUUCCUUAAGAAUGUUUUCCAAGUGACAUUCUCAGUGAUAAUGGAGGUUUCACUGUGAAGCAUCACCAGCAGACCUUUGACAAAAAAAAAAAAAACCAACAAAAAAAAAAGACCAUUGUGUAAGUUAUAUGGUUGUUUU
Molecule: messenger RNA, 2103 nt
Organism: Ictidomys tridecemlineatus (thirteen-lined ground squirrel)
Lineage: Eukaryota; Metazoa; Chordata; Mammalia; Rodentia; Sciuridae
Gene: Dcp1a
Product: decapping mRNA 1A
Biological process (GO): deadenylation-independent decapping of nuclear-transcribed mRNA; deadenylation-dependent decapping of nuclear-transcribed mRNA; positive regulation of catalytic activity
Cellular component (GO): P-body
Molecular function (GO): mRNA binding; enzyme activator activity
Source: RefSeq, a predicted model, not a curated record